AUGGUAAAACUCACUGACGAUGCCGGCGAAACGUUCACGGUCCGAUUUGGAAAUAAUUAUGCAUACACUGGACUAAGGACAAGGACACUACCUUAUUAUUACUUCCCUUGGCUUCCAGAUCUAUGGUCAGCCGGUUGUGUCCUCGCUGAACUGCUUCUUGGUCAACCCAUCUUUCCUGGUGAUAGUGGUGUUGAUCAGCUGGUUGAGAUCAUCAAGGUGCUCGGUACGCCUAACCCCUACGAGAUUCACGAAAUGAACCCAAACUACAGGGAAUUCAAAUUUCCUCGACUCAACCAGCACUCAUGGUUCAAGGUGUUCCGUCCUCGCACUCCUAAUGACGCCAUACAAUUAGUUUCUGACUUACUUGUCUAUGUGCCUUCCAGUCGAUUAAGCGCGAUCAAUGCCUGUGCGCAUGCCUUUUUUGACGAACUUCGACAAGAAGGAGUCUCAAUGCCCGAUGGAAGAAAAUUGCCUCCGCUAUUUGAUUUUACUGAGGCUGGUAAGCAGACCUGUAUCUCACUAAACUAA
Molecule: messenger RNA, 528 nt
Organism: Protopolystoma xenopodis
Lineage: Eukaryota; Metazoa; Platyhelminthes; Monogenea; Polystomatidea; Polystomatidae
Source: the annotation of a GenBank genome assembly